CCUCAAGUCCUAGAGCCACUCCUUCAUCUCCUUCAGAAGAAAGAGCUCUGUCAUGUAGCUGCACCAGCUCUCUUGCCCAGUAUCCAGAAAAUGCUUUUUCUCACAAUUCUGCUGUUUUUCUUCUCUCAAAUGUCUCAGCAGACACAGAAAACUACUGCAAAUGGCAAAGAGAUGGUGUCCAAUCCCAAGCUUGUACUGGUUCAGGGGACUUUGAAUGUGGUGGUGAAGCAGAAUGUGACCCUCUCCUGCCUCUCUGAGCCUGGAUCCCCACCUGUCAGAUACACACUGUUCAAGCACAACCAGCAGGUAUCUGCUUCCAACAGGUCAGACUUGAGCCCUGCACUGUUCACCCUGACCAUCAGCUCUGCCAGCGACGUGGGGGAGUACAAGUGCAAAGCUGAGUACAACAACUCCAGUGGUGGAAAAUACAGCAACAGCCUCAGCUUCACCCUGCUAGAGCCCAUUUCCAAACCAGUGCUGAGCUCCCCCACCUCUCAGGCAAAGAAAGGCCAGAACGUGACCCUGUCCUGUUUCUCGGAGAACGGAUCCCUUCCCAUCACCUACCUGUUCUUCAAAGGAACACAAAACAUUUCUCCCCAAAAGACAAUGCAGAAGAGGGAAGCAGCUGUGAUUUUUCUAUUUAUCAAUUCCCUUAGUGACUUUGGGACCUAUAAAUGCAAAGCUAAUAACAGUUUUCCCAAUAAUACAAAAUACAGCAACAGUUUCAACUUUACAUUAGCAGCAGAAGAGAGAAGCCAUUCUCAGACCCUGAUAAUUUCUCUUGGGCUGAUCCUGCUCCUACUCGUAAUAGGACUUGCUCUGGCAAUUCCAUUUUUCCUAAUUCCUUUGUACAAAGCAAAAAAAUUUAAGUCUACCAGGCCCUCAACUGGCCUUACUUCAAUACUGAAUGCAGAGGAGUCUGAAAAUGAAGUGAUAUACUCAGAGAUUGAGCCUGUUAGACCAGAAGAAGAAUACAUCAACUUCUCCGUUAUUAGAAGAGAAGAGGAAAAAGCAGGGAAGAGGCCAUGUGCUACAGUCUAUUCAAAGGUCCUCAUCAGAGACUGAAUACCAGGCAACUGGAAGACCCAGAUUUGACAGAAAACAGAAGCACCACCAUGUUUGAGCAGAACUGUGUGCAGAGAAACCACUGAGUCCGUGACAAUGCUGAAACCAGUUCAGGCAAAGAUGUCUAAGAAAAUCCCUUUAUU
Passer montanus (Eurasian tree sparrow) is the source of this 1208-nucleotide messenger RNA. RefSeq names its product mast cell immunoglobulin like receptor 1 (gene MILR1). The transcript has 9 exons. Gene Ontology annotation, molecular function: transmembrane signaling receptor activity. The coding region runs from base 91 to 1065 and encodes 324 amino acids. Gene Ontology annotation, biological process: cell surface receptor signaling pathway. The record is from RefSeq and is a predicted model, not a curated record. Lineage: Eukaryota; Metazoa; Chordata; Aves; Passeriformes; Passeridae.